Molecule: messenger RNA, 1826 nt
Organism: Spinacia oleracea (spinach)
Lineage: Eukaryota; Viridiplantae; Streptophyta; Magnoliopsida; Caryophyllales; Amaranthaceae
Product: AP-4 complex subunit mu
Exons: 13
Coding region: 144-1499 (451 amino acids)
Biological process (GO): vesicle-mediated transport; intracellular protein transport
Cellular component (GO): clathrin adaptor complex
Source: RefSeq, a predicted model, not a curated record
UCAGGGAGUAUCAAAUUACUUUCGUUUCACAUAUUUUUCUCUAAUCAAAUUCAAUUUCUUACAAUUAGUCUUUACCUUACAGAACUCAAUUACAGUCUUAAACAGCACAGUUCGACAUUGUUGUUGAGAUUCGGGCGACGAAAAUGAUCUCCCAGUUCUUCGUCCUCUCUCAGCGAGGCGACAACAUCGUCUUCCGAGACUAUCGUGGGGAUGUGCAAAAGGGAAGUACUGAGAUCUUCUUCCGUAAGGUUAAAUUUUGGAAGGAAGAUGGAGAAGAGGAAGCACCACCUGUCUUUAAUGUAGACGGAGUGAAUUAUUUCCACGUGAAGAUUGUCGGACUACUAUUUGUGGCAACCACAAGAGCUAAUGUAUCACCUUCUCUUAUAAUGGAACUCCUUCAACGUAUUUCCCGUGUUACUAAGGAUUACCUCGGUAUUCUAAGUGAAGAAUCUCUAAGAAGAAAUUUUGUACUUGUUUACGAGUUGCUCGAUGAAGUCAUAGAUUUUGGUUAUGUACAAACAACAUCAACAGAAGUAUUGAAAUCCUAUAUAUUCAAUGAACCAAUUGUGGUGGACGCGGCACGAGUUCCUGCACUUGGUCCUGCUUCUCUUUUCAUGCAAGGGAAUAAAAGAAUGCCUGGCACUGCUGUGACGAAAUCUGUGGUUGCAAAUGAGCCUGGAGGUAGGAAGAGAGAGGAAAUUUUUGUUGAUAUCAUUGAGAAGAUAAGUGUUACUUUCAGUUCCAGUGGAUAUAUUCUAACUUCAGAAAUCGACGGGACAAUUCAGAUGAAAAGUUACCUUACCGGUAAUCCUGAAAUCAAAUUAGCUUUAAAUGAGGAUGUAACGAUUGGAAGAGGAGGAAGUUCAGCAUAUGGAUAUGGUAGUUCUGUUGGUUCUGGUGCAGUGAUACUUGACGACUGCAACUUUCACGAAUCUGUGCACCUUGAUAAUUUUGAUUUAGACAGAACAUUAAGUCUGGUUCCUUCAGACGGUGAAUUCUCAGUUAUGAAUUAUCGCAUGACACAGGAGUUCAAACCCCCUUUCCGUGUUACUGCUCUGAUAGAAGAAGCUGGAGCCCUUAAGGCUGAAGUAAUUAUCAAAAUACGUGCUGAAUUUCCGUCUAGUGCCACUGCAAAUACUAUUCUAGUUCAAAUGCCUCUGCCAAGUUACACCUCAAGAGUCAGUUUUGAUGUGGAACCCGGUGCGGUUGGACAGUUGGCUGAUUUCAAGGAAGCUAACAAAAGAUUGGAAUGGAGUCUGAAAAAGAUUGUUGGUGGAGCUGAACAUACAUUACGUGCGAAACUGACAUUUUCACAGGAAACACACGGGAAUCUAACAAAGGAAGCUGGACCUGUUAGUAUGAAUUUCACAAUUCCCAUGUACAAUGCUUCAAGGCUUCAGGUAAAAUACCUGCAAAUUGCAAAGAAAUCGAAAACCUACAAUCCCUAUCGCUGGGUGAGAUAUGUUACCCAGGCCAAUUCCUAUGUAGCUCGUAUGUGAUCAAUAUGUGUUUCAAUGUUCAAAAGUCAAUUGCACAGAAUCUUCCCGUUUGAAGGCUCAUCCACCCCUUGCCUUGUAAGUCGAGAAAUGAGGUAGAAUUUGUCUAGGAAACACACGUUCAAUUAAUCGCUUUGGGCAAAUUUGUUUAUUUCUAAGACAUUGUACAUGUUUUGUGUGCAUAGUGAAUUAGUGACAUAGCAUAAGAACUGCAGUUAGAGUCGGUCGAAAACCCAUUAUGAAGUAACUUGACAUUUUUCAUUUUGAUUUAAAAUAUCUGUAUUUUCUUGGGAUACUUUGACAAGAGAUAUUGCACAUUUGCACUUGGAA